Molecule: messenger RNA, 999 nt
Organism: Adelges cooleyi (spruce gall adelgid)
Lineage: Eukaryota; Metazoa; Arthropoda; Insecta; Hemiptera; Adelgidae
Exons: 8
Coding region: 115-870 (251 amino acids)
Source: RefSeq, a predicted model, not a curated record
AUAAGCCACAAUGAGCACCAAUAUUUUGCUAUAGUAUCAAUAGUGAAUAUUAACAAAUGUUUAAUUUAUAUGUAAAGUUUCAUUUCAACUUUAGCAAAAGUCAAGUUUAAUAAAAUGUUAACGAUUUCGUUAUUUUUGGUUACCCUGCUGUUUACCAUUACAAGAUGUGAUUAUGGAACGAGUACCCAGUCAGCCUCGCCCAACGACUUAACCGCUGUGCCAAAUGGAGUACAGGCACCUUCCAAAGAGUAUGGACCUAUAUCCGCCAUGGGCAUGACAAGUUCUAUAGAUACACUUCUAAGUAACCGAUGGUACGCAGUCAUGGCAUCACCAGUUCAAGACCAAGAAUGUUGCAACUACUUGACAAAUACCAAAGAUCCCUGCAAAUGUAUGGGCGCAGACUUUACGCCACUUGGAAACAAUGAAUGGUUGCUGUACACGUUCGCGCUAAAUAAACAGAGCAUGGAAGAAGUGAUUGAUAUCGGAGCAUGGUCUAUUGCACCCAACGCUUCAACAUUAGAAAUCGAUUCCAUAUUAUUAAGCAGCGCAGUAAUGCCAACUGACGCGAUUUCAGGAUACUUCACGAAUGUUCAAGUUACUGGAAACGGAAAUUUCAAGACCUUUCAAACUCGAAUUUUAGCUACUGACGAGAACAAUUUUAUGAUCACACAACAUAUUUUGGGGUCCCAAGAGACGAUAAUAAUAGUCUGGGCUAGACAACCGAUGCCCGGCAAAGAAAAAGUAUGGGUUUGUGUCACUCAAAAAAUGAAAGCACUCGGUGUAAACACCAGAGAUUUAGUGUUUAUAGAUCAACAAGGUUGCAACUAUCCUCAAAAAAAUAUACCUUACGAUAUAUUUUUCUGUGUUUAAGACACAAAAUGCUAUUAAUAAUAAUAAUAAUAAACAAAAAUCAAGUGUUACAUUAUGCGUCAAUAAAUGUUCAAGUCGCAUAAUACAAUUAGUUUGGCUUUGCCAAUUUAUUUUAUGUUACCAUUGUUA